AUGGACCCGAGACCCCCCCGGUACCGAACGGACCGCCCCGGAUCUUCCGGAGACCCCAAAACGGCUCGGGACCCCCAAAAUGGCUCCGAGACCCCCAAAACGGCCCCGAGACCCCUCAAAAACGGCUCCGGACCCCCAAAACAGCUCCGGCACCCCCAAAACGGCUGCGAGACCCCCAAAAACCCCCGAGAGACCCCCGGUAUCGAAGGGAUCCCCCCCGGAUCUUCCGGAGCCCCCCAAAACGGCUCCGGGACCCCCCAAAAACGGCCCCGAGACCCCCCAAAAACCCCCCGGACCACCCGGAACGGCUCCGGAACCCCCAAAAGCCCCCGAGAAACCCCCGGUACCGCAGGGACCCCCCCGGAUCUUCCGGAGACCCCCAAAAAUGGCUCCGAGGACCCCCCCAAAACGGCUCCGAGACCCCCCCGGUACCGAAGGGACCCCCCGGGACCCCCCAAAAUCCUCCGGGAUGGACCGAGACCCCCCCGGUACCGAAGGGACCCCCCCCGGAUCUUCCGGGAGACCCCCAAAACGGCUCCGAGACCCCCCAAAAACCCCCCGGACCACCCGGAACGGCUCCGAGACCCCCCAAAAACCCCCCCGGACCACCCAAAACGCUCCGAGACCCCAAAACGGCUCCGAGACCCCCAAAACAGCUCCGAGACCCCCCAAAAACGGCUCCGAGACCCCCAAAAACGGCUCCGGAACCCCCAAAAGUCCCGAGAGACCCCCGGUACCGAAGGGACCCCCCCAGAUCUUCCGGAGCCCCCCAGAACGGUUCCGAGACCCCCCAAAAACCCCCCGGACCACCCGGAAGGGCUGCGGAACCCCCAAAAGGGCUCCGAGACCCCCGGGACCCCCCAAAACGGCUCCGAGACCCCCAAAAGGCCCCGAGACCCCCCCGGUACCGAAGGGACCCCCCCCCCCGGAUCUUCCCGAGACCCCCAAAAUGGCUCCGAGACCCCCCAAAAACCCCCCGGACCACCCGGAACGGCUCCGAGACCCCCGAACGGCUCCGAGACCCCCAAAAACGGCUCCGAGACCCCCAAAACCCCGAGAGACCCCCGGUACCGAAGGGACCCCCCUCGGAUCUUCCGGAGACCCCCAAAACGGCUCCGAGACCUCCAGAACGGCUCCGAGACCCCCCAAAAACGGCUUCGGGACCCCCAAAAGCCCCCCCCCGGACCCCCGGAACGGCUCCAAGACCCCCGGAACGGCUCCGGGACCCCCCAAAAUCCCCCCCGGACCACCCGGAACGGCUCUGGAACCCCCAAAAGCCACCGAGACCCCCCCGGACGGAUUCGAGACCCCCGGGACCCUCAAGGACCCCCCCCCCAGAACCGCAGGGACCCCCAAAACCCCCCGGACCCCCCAAAAUCCUCCGGGACCCCCCAAAACGGCUCCGGGACCCCCAAAAACGGCUCCGAGACCCCCAAAAUCCCCCGGACUCCCCAAAUCCUCCGGAUGGGUUCGAGACCCCCCCGGUACCGCAGGGACCCCCCCCCAAAAUCGCUCCGGGACCCCUCGGAAGCCCCCG
Messenger RNA from Melospiza georgiana, 1537 nucleotides. RefSeq names its product basic salivary proline-rich protein 1-like. NCBI's taxonomy places the organism in Eukaryota, Metazoa, Chordata, Aves, Passeriformes, Passerellidae. The annotation marks the transcript as partial. The transcript has 2 exons. The record is from RefSeq and is a predicted model, not a curated record.